GCCUUGGCUUCCCGGAGGCGGGGGCCGCCCGCGCCAUGGCCGCCCCCCAGCCCGAGCCCCCCGCGGGGGCGACCGCCCGGCGCCUGGCCCGGGGCUGCUGGUCCGCCCUCUGGGACUACGAGACGCCCAAGGUGAUCGUGGUGAGGAACCGGCGCCUGGGCGUCCUGUACCGCGCAGUGCAGCUGCUCAUCCUGCUCUACUUCGUGUGGUACGUAUUCAUCGUGCAGAAAAGCUACCAGGAGAGCGAGACGGGCCCCGAGAGCUCCAUCAUCACCAAGGUCAAGGGGAUCACCACGUCCGAGCACAAAGUAUGGGACGUGGAGGAGUAUGUGAAGCCCCCCGAGGGGGGCAGCGUGUUCAGCAUCAUCACCAGGGUCGAGGCCACCCAGUUCCAGACCCAGGGAACCUGCCCCGAGAGCAUAAGAGUCCACAAUGCCACCUGCCACUCCGACGCCGACUGCGUGGCUGGGGAGCUGGACAUGCUGGGAAACGGCCUGCGGACCGGGCGCUGUGUGCCCUAUUACCAGGGGCCCUCCAAGACCUGCGAGGUGUUCGGCUGGUGCCCGGUGGAAGAUGGGGCCUCUGUCAGCCAAUUUCUGGGUACGAUGGCUCCAAAUUUCACCAUUCUCAUCAAGAACAGCAUCCACUACCCCAAAUUCCACUUCUCCAAGGGCAACAUCGCCGACCGCACAGAUGGGUACCUGAAGCGCUGCACGUUCCAUGAGGCCUCCGACCUCUACUGCCCCAUCUUCAAGCUGGGCUUCAUCGUGGAGCAGGCUGGGGAGAGCUUCGCAGAGCUGGCACACAAGGGUGGUGUCAUCGGGGUCAUCAUCAACUGGGACUGUGACCUGGACCUGCCCGCCUCGGAGUGCAACCCCAGGUACUCCUUCCGGAGGCUGGACCCCAAGCAUGUGCUUGCCUCGUCAGGCUACAACUUCAGGUUUGCCAAGUACUACAAGAUCAAUGGUACCACCACCCGCACGCUCAUCAAAGCCUACGGGAUCCGCAUUGACGUCAUCGUGCAUGGCCAGGCUGGGAAGUUCAGCCUGAUUCCCACCAUCAUUAAUCUGGCCACAGCUCUGACUUCCAUCGGGGUGGGCUCCUUCCUGUGCGACUGGAUCUUGCUAACAUUCAUGAACAAAAACAAGGUCUACAGCCAUAAGAAAUUUGACAAGGUGUGUGCGCCCAGCCGCCCCUCAGGUAGCUGGCCUCUGACCCUUGCCCGCGUUUUGGACCAGGCCCCUCCCCAGCCUGCCCACUGCUCUGAGGAUCAGCCCCCCAGCCCUCCAUCAGGCCAGGAGGGCCAGCAAGGGGCAGAGUGUGGCGUGGCCAUCGUGCCCCCAAGGCCUUGCCCCAUCUCUGCCCCAUCCAAGCAGAUGGUGGACACUCCUGUCUCCGAGCCUGCCCCGCAAGACUCCAUACCCACAGACCCUAAAGGUUUGGCCCAACUCUGAGUGCCUUCCUGACACACUGCACUGCAGACCCAGACUGGUGCAGCCAGCCAGUCCCCAGCUAGGGACCCUCAGUGGACCUGGGCACUUUGGUAGCGGAGCAUCUCCAUGAAACCAAACACCACAGGAUCCCCGUGCAAGGGCUGGGGCUCCACCCUGGCGCACCAGCCCUGACUCCUCCCCAACUGGUCCCUAGAGUGCUGCUCACUUCCCACCACCUCUCAGCCACCUGGGACCCAAGGCAACUGAGCUCUGAGGGGCUCUGCUCCUUGUCUUGGGCCAUGGGAACCCUCGCCCCACCCCACCCCACCAGUGUUUUAACUUCGAAUUCUGCCCAGACUCUUAGAAGGCACAACAUACUCUUGAGUUCAAUAAACUUGCAAGCACAA
Molecule: messenger RNA, 1840 nt
Organism: Sapajus apella (tufted capuchin)
Lineage: Eukaryota; Metazoa; Chordata; Mammalia; Primates; Cebidae
Gene: P2RX2
Product: purinergic receptor P2X 2
Exons: 11
Coding region: 36-1454 (472 amino acids)
Biological process (GO): monoatomic cation transmembrane transport; response to ATP
Cellular component (GO): plasma membrane; nuclear inner membrane
Molecular function (GO): ATP binding; purinergic nucleotide receptor activity; extracellularly ATP-gated monoatomic cation channel activity
Source: RefSeq, a predicted model, not a curated record